This is a messenger RNA of Pichia membranifaciens NRRL Y-2026, 201 nucleotides long. RefSeq lists its product as hypothetical. The coding region runs from base 1 to 201 and encodes 66 amino acids. Gene Ontology annotation, biological process: post-translational protein targeting to membrane, translocation; protein targeting. The record is from RefSeq and is a predicted model, not a curated record. Lineage: Eukaryota; Fungi; Ascomycota; Pichiomycetes; Pichiales; Pichiaceae. Gene Ontology annotation, molecular function: transmembrane protein transporter activity. The transcript has a single exon. Gene Ontology annotation, cellular component: membrane; Ssh1 translocon complex.
AUGGCAGACAUCGAGAAAAUCACCGACGCUCCAGUGGAGUUCAUGAAGGACGGCGCCCGGUUCGUCCAGAAGUGCACCAAGCCUUCGCAGAAGGAGUACCUGCAGUUGAUCAGAGCCGUGGGCAUGGGCUUCAUCAUGAUGGGUGUUGUGGGCUACUUGAUCAAGUUGAUCCACAUUCCAAUAAGAUACUUGAUUGUCUGA